Paramecium primaurelia is the source of this 760-nucleotide messenger RNA. Lineage: Eukaryota; Ciliophora; Oligohymenophorea; Peniculida; Parameciidae. The record is from the annotation of a GenBank genome assembly.
AUGUAACAGUAGCUAAUACUGAAAUAGUUUGAACAUUUUAAAAUUGCGGUUGAGAUGAAAAAUUAAACUCUAUUAAGUAUUAUUCAAAGACUAAAUUUGUGAUAUUCCCUUAGAAAUAAUGAUUUGCAUCAAAACUUUCAUUAUAUUUGAGGAGCAUAGGCUAAUUAAAAGUAAUUAAGACUUCUUCAACAUUCUCUGGAAAUUAAGUAAUUAAUUCAAGUUUCAUUUAAGGAGAAACAGAAUAAAAACAUGUACCAACCAUAUUCAAAGUAUUAAUACAAACCCAAUCUUUUUCAACUAUGCAAUUAUCAGAACAUCCAUCACCAUUAUCAAGGUUUCCAUCAUCACAGCCUUCUUCAUGUACAUAUAAACCAUCUCCGCAUAAUGGUAAACAUAAAUUAUUAUCAAGAUAUCUUCCAAUUUCACAUGUAUAGCAUAUGCCAUUAUUACAAUCAAUGCAAUAUGAAUCGCAAACAAGUUUACAAUUAAUGCAAGAAUUUGUAACUUAUGUACCAUCAUCACAUUAUUCAUUUCCAACUAUCAAUCCAUCUCCACAAUAUGGAACACAAAUGAAAUUUUCUACUAACCAUCCUAAUUCUUUGCAUUUAUAACAUUUUCCAUCUAUACAAUCAUCACAUAUUUCCUAACAUUAAAAACUACAAUCAUAACAACCAUCAAAUUAUUACUAGUUACCAUCGUCACAUUAUUCAUAAGGCGAUAUAACAAUUCCAUCUCCACAUAAUGUAAAGCACUAAUUUUA